Messenger RNA from Pelagomonas calceolata, 973 nucleotides. The record is from the annotation of a GenBank genome assembly. NCBI's taxonomy places the organism in Eukaryota, Pelagophyceae, Pelagomonadales, Pelagomonadaceae.
CAUUGGAAUCGAACCAGCGCCGACCGCGAUAAUUUUAUACGGACCGCAAGCUGCACUGCUGCACGUACCAAGCAGCGCGCAACCUCUCAGCACCUUCAGUGUGCCAUAGAAAGCGUCAGCGCGUCAAACGACACGGUACACGCGACAAAGGACGUCAAAAGGCGCCAUCUCGCAUCUUAGCCGGUAAACGUCCACCACGACGUCCGUGCUAGAAAAAGCAAAUCAGCUCAUCCGAAAAGCGGAAGAGCUCAAGGCCAGGAUGUCGGAGACGAUGAGAUAUCGUUCCGACUCCGUUGUCAGCAUCGAUGAACCCGCGCUCCAGCUUGGUCUCAAUGGAGAAGCGGUGAUGGAAGAGGCCGUCCUCGAGAUGUUGCAGACGAACAACGUCGAGGAGCUAAGAAAGGUCGACGCCGACGCCCUCGCGUUGGCGACGACCGCGAAGACCUACGCGCUCCACGAGGCCUGCGAGGCCGGUUCUAUGGACGUGGUAAGAUUCCUCCUCGAGGAGGCCGAGCACGAUAUUGAUAUUCGCGACGCCCAGCAGUGGACGCCGCUCCACUACGCGGCGGCGUUCCAGGGCGACAAGCCUGAAUUAGUUCACUACCUCCUGUCGAAGGGCGCCGACGCGGCCCACGAAGACGAAGACGGCGACACGGCCUUGGACGCUCAUUUGGACGAGUCCGACGCGGACACGGUCGUCGCCGACCUCCUCAAGAAGGUCGAGGAGCACGACGGCUACGAGCACUGGGCCCGCGCGCACGCGCGCGCGCCCGGUUUGUACGGCGAGCUCGUCAAGGCCGAGCGCCCCAAGUACGUCGAGGCGGAAGUGCGCCUCGCGUUCGGCGUCCUGCACGCCCAGGCCAACACCCAUUACGACCGCAUCAAGGAGUCGGGCGUGUCGGCGGAGGCCUUCAUCCUCGGCGCGCACGGCGGCCACGUCUGCUUCGACCACGUCCUCACGUUCAUGGCUUAA